This is a messenger RNA of Papaver somniferum (opium poppy), 594 nucleotides long. RefSeq names its product F-box protein CPR1-like. The record is from RefSeq and is a predicted model, not a curated record. The transcript has a single exon. The coding region runs from base 1 to 594 and encodes 197 amino acids. Lineage: Eukaryota; Viridiplantae; Streptophyta; Magnoliopsida; Ranunculales; Papaveraceae.
AUGGGCCUAACUACCCUCGAAAAUCGGCUUGCAAGGGUAAGGUUGCCUGAGGCUUAUAAGCUUUACAUUAUGAAGAAUCCGGGCGAUGUGGGACUAUUUCUAACACUUACUACACAAAGAAACAACGACAGUCUACUGUUUAGAUGUUUUGAGGACAUUAGUAUGUAUUCCAUAAGUUAUGAUUCAUUAUCGAAUGAACCUGAUGCUCCUGUUGUUGUUGAAUUGGAUUUCCCCUAUAAAGCUUCUUCUGAAUUGCUAGGCUCAUGUAAUGGCUUGGUAUAUGGCUGGAACCAUCAUAAGGAAUUCUUUUUUCUGUUGAACCCAGCCACCAAGGGAUACAAGAGAUUACCCGAAACACCAGAUACAUAUAAUUAUUACCGUGAAUUACAUGGUUUUGGUUAUGAUCACAAGACCGACGAUUACAAGUUGGUAACGAUUAAUAAAAAUGUAGAGGGUAAUAAUUUGGUCCAAGUCUGUUCUUUAAAAUCAAAGUCAUGGAAAAGCUUUCAAUCCAGCGAGUAUGAGUUUCAUUCUGAUGAAAGAUCCGGGGUGCUUUUAAUGGAGCUCUUCAUUGGCCCGCGGGGGAAUGUAUAG